UGUACUCGUGUUUACUCGUAUCGUUUCAUACCUACUUGUGAAAAAUCAACUUGAACCAUCAAUUAAUUUUAAACAUAUUUUAAAAUGAGUGAAUCGAGUAGUGCUGAAGAAGAUACUACAUUUUAUUUUGAAAGUGAUCAUCUUGCUUUGCGUGGCCAUCCAGAUUACACAAAAAUGUUGCGCACCAUAGCAAUACUAGAAGUGCAAAGAACGCGCGUACUGAAACAGAUAGAAGAUUUGGAGAUCGCAAAAAAACGAUACAUGGAGAAUCCAGAAUUGCUGCUUGAAAAGUUGCGAAAUAAUGAAGAAAUCAUUGCGCCAAACUACAUGACCAUUGAAAAGAUACCAGAAAUAUCUACAAAUUUGGAUUUUAUGCCGGAAAAUGACGACAAAGUGAAAGAAGAACCUGAAUCGGAUUCAAAGCCAGCAACGGUGCGCGGACGUAUUGUGGAUGAGUCCAAGUCGGAAACUUUUAACCAACUAUGGUCCUGUGAAGAACAACGUCGCCUUGAGGAGCUGCUAAUCGAAUACCCAGCAGAGGCUAUUGAAAGUCGCCGAUACGCGAAAAUUGCUAAAGCACUGGGUAAUCGCACACCACAGCAGGUAUCCAGUCGUGUACAAAAGUAUUUUAAAAAAUUGCACGAUGCAGGCCUUCCCAUACCGGGACGUCGGCCGAAAAAUAGGCGUGGGGGUCAAUCGAAAGCAAAGCACUUCUUUCGACCAACUACAUUUUUUCCCGCAUUUAAUGUACCUGUACAAAUGCCGGAAGAUGACUACUCAUUUGGUGACUUACGCUCGGAAAGUUCACCAGCGCCAACAGAUAAACGCAAUACCUCCACGGAAACUCCACCGGAAGAGGGAGCCAGUGCCAUUGAGUCACUUAGCGCUGAAGAUCGUGAACGCAUGUUGAAAAUAUUGAACUUGAUAAAAGAAGAGAAAAUGAAUACGCCCGAAGGUUAUAAUCCAGAUCCUUUAGCUCGGUUGUGUGAGACAUGCUGUGUAGCUGCCAUUUCGCGUUUACAUUGGCGAUGCAACACUUGUUAUAUAUACUUAAAUCAAUGCUCCGAUUGCAUUGUGAGUCAGUUGUUGUCACAAAAAUUUGAGCAUCUGUCACACGAUGUAGUUACGGAGACUGAUACGUGACAGGCACAUUGGAAUCCAAAAGCUGUUAACAAUAUAAUUUGAUUUUGAGUACUGAACAGCCAAAAGUGUCUAAAACUAUUUUAUAGCUCAAAAUGUUUAGUAUAACAUACUCAUGUAAUGCCAUAAAGUCUGAUCGACGAACUCUCCAGUAGUAUACCGUUUUUGGUGAGAAUUCUAAUACUGAAACAAGAAUAACAGA
Rhagoletis zephyria (snowberry fruit fly) is the source of this 1342-nucleotide messenger RNA. Its product is annotated as ZZ-type zinc finger-containing protein 3-like. The record is from RefSeq and is a predicted model, not a curated record. Lineage: Eukaryota; Metazoa; Arthropoda; Insecta; Diptera; Tephritidae.